Molecule: messenger RNA, 10532 nt
Organism: Nasonia vitripennis (jewel wasp)
Lineage: Eukaryota; Metazoa; Arthropoda; Insecta; Hymenoptera; Pteromalidae
Exons: 24
Coding region: 578-6016 (1812 amino acids)
Biological process (GO): regulation of transcription by RNA polymerase II
Cellular component (GO): nucleus
Molecular function (GO): zinc ion binding; RNA polymerase II cis-regulatory region sequence-specific DNA binding; DNA-binding transcription factor activity, RNA polymerase II-specific
Source: RefSeq, a predicted model, not a curated record
GUCUAUUCACUCCAGUCUUCGGUUAAAAUUCGCUCAUUUAUGAGUGGAUUCGAAGGGAUCUCUGAAGUAGAGAUGGCUUUAUCGAAAAAGGUGACGAAUGCAGGUGAUUCCAAGUCAUCAUGGGGAGUCGGUGCCGGACGCGAUGCAGUACUUUGCGGAAGUGGCCACACGAAUAUUUCGAUAGACUGAUGGUUGGAAAAACAUCGGUACACUGAUGACGCAUGUAUACGGCGGCGGCGAGGGUCGCGCAAACUUUUGAUAGAACUUGGCGGAUGGAGUGUGGGGCUCGUUGGCCGAGCUGUACGCGAGGCUGUGCGUAUAGACUGCGGGGAGGAGAAAAGAAAGUUUUCGCGAAGGAGGAAGCUGCGUGGAGCGUCACCGAUCUUCCCUGAAAUCCCCCGCUGCCUCGGACGAAGUUUCGUCAUAUAGAUCGUGGAAGGAGAGACAAAGAGGGUAACGCGCGGCGCCGCCGAUUUGGGAGCUAUAAUACAGCCAAGCGAGAAAGCCCGUUGAGCGACGGAACAAAAGUUCGUGCGCUGUACACAAGACGCGGUGCGAUGAUGAGAUCCUCCACCCAAUGCUGCUGCUGCUUUCAAUCAUCCAACUAUCGAGCUGCCUCUUCGACCAAACAUGCGAACAUCCGACGCUGUCUCUUUAUCAGGCGCCUAUUCAUCAGUCGGUCGAGAGGCCCGCGUCGAGGGACACGGAUCAGGGCUGCGAGCCGCCUGAUUACUCGACGUCGAUUUCGAAACACGUCGUCCCGUUCCAUCUACGUGAGCAAGAGUCGUCCUCCAAGGGGCGGGACUAUCCCCGCCAAAACAUGAACAAGGUCGAUGACCGAGGCAGAUCCCCCGGUACGUCGCGACACCUCACGAACACGUCCAUUUGCGCUGCGCCGCCCAGCCCAGAGGAACCCAUCACGCUGGUCGAACUCACCAGCGUGCCGGGCGGCCAGAAUGCGAUGGCCCACCUCAAAAAGCGUAAGCUGGAAGCAGAGUCGGCCACCACGAAGCCGAAGCAGCAGCAGCAACAGCAGCAGCAACAACAGCAGCUCAGCUCGCUGAAUUCCAAGCAGAAGAGCGGCAGCGACAUGGAUGCCCAGCCGGAGCAGGCGGGGGCCAAGCGGCGCAGGAAGAGCGUGCGCGACGAUCAGAAAUCGGUUAACGCGGCGUUCGACGAUCAGAACAAGAACAACAUACCCUUGCCCCAGAAGAAGCGCGUCUUUCCCAACGCGAACUCGGGUAGCCCGGCGCGCAAGGCCAGCAAGAACAAUUGCGAGGAGCCCGAGGACGACGAGACCCUCAUCAGGGAGACUGAGGCCGCGCUGAAAAGCCUCUCCGGCAGCUGGGUGCCCGGACCCAGGGGAUCCUUCUACCAGCGGGGCAACUCCGACGAGGACAGGUACGAGUCGAACUUCGAGAACCUCUUCGAGGAGAAGAAGGACGGGGUGAAGAUGUCGCCGUCGUCCAUGUCGCAGUCGUCGACGACCAGCAACGAGACCGGCUGCUCGCUCAAGGACGUGAUAACGCUGCGGGGCCAGCAGCAGCACAACGCCAGGUUUCAACAGCAGCAGGCUAAGAUGAUGCAGGACGCCUACAAGCAGCAUAACGGCGGCAAGCUCAUGAAGAAGGACGACGAGAUGCAGUGCAUGACCGACUCGAACCAGAACGAGGCGAACAAGCGGCUGGCCAUCAACAGCGGAAGAUCGUCGGGGAGAUCGGCCGCCGGCGACAAGUACUCGAGAUACGAACCGCCGGACUUCAACGAACUCGUCGACGAGUCCUCCAACGAGCUGGAGAUCGACAUGUCCGAUCCGGCGAACGAGCACGAACACCACCUGCGGAACGAGCACCCGGACAAGUGCAAAAACGAGUCCCUCGCCAACAAGCACCAGCAGCAGACCAGCGGCCUCUACGGCUCCUACCAAAGGCCCUACUCCGACGGUCUCAAAGCCACGUCGCCGGUGGGCUCGUCGUUCUCCGUGACCUCGGCCUUCAGGCCGCCCAACAGCAGCGGCAGCGAGAAAACCGGUUGCCGAAGCGUCGCGACGCCGUCCUCCAUCCCGCCGAUGGGCCCGUAUCCGGCCGCGGCGACGUUCGUCGGCUACCCGUCGCCUGGACCGACGAUGCCCGUGCCCCAGCCGGUGCCCGGUAUCUCGCCGCCGGUCGACGACAAGCACGCCUCGACCGUCUCCCUUCUGCAGUUGAAGUCUCCCAAGGAGGAGGCGAUGCCGGUGCAAGCCGCCGCCGUCAGCAACAACCCCAUGAGCGGCAGCGUGCCUAAGGGUACCAGUCCCAGUCACCAGAGUCUCGCGCCGAUCGGCAGUCCCGACGCCAACUCCAAGCAGUACACGAUCCUGCAGCCGGCGGGCGUCGGUUCGCGGGCUGCCAGCGCCAUCCAAGACAUCGCCAGAGAGGGCGUCGUCAGCGUCGCCGCGGUCAGCAGCACGAACGGCUCGGCGAACAACAAUGCCAACAAGCAGCCUGGUAGCAACGGUCCCGUCGUCAAUCCGACAGUCAGCAGCAACGGCAACAGCAGCAUCGCCAUGAGUAACAGCACACCGGCCACGACGACGGCCAACUCCGCGAUGGGAGGCGACGUGUGCACGACUUCGAGCGUCGGCAAUCAACAAGACCCCGCUAUCAAGAUGAACGAGCGGCCGGGAUCUUUCGACGGCACUAGACCCGGAAUGUCCAUGUCGCCCUCCAGUCUUGGCAGGGAGGGCAACAAGUGCCCAACCCCAGGCUGCACGGGCCAGGGUCACGUGACCGGACUCUACUCGCACCACCGCAGCUUAUCCGGUUGUCCGCGCAAAGAUAAAUUAACGCCAGAAAUUCUGGCGAUGCAUGAGACUAUUUUGAAAUGUCCGACGCCUGGUUGCAACGGCCGAGGUCAUGUCAGCUCCAAUCGGAACACGCAUAGGAGCCUGUCCGGAUGCCCCAUUGCCGCGGCUAAUAAACAGGCCGCUCGCGAGGCGCGACACAAGGCUCAAGUGUCAGGUAUACCUCCAGAGUACAUCAGCACGAAUCUGCUUCCUCCGACGCUGGACGGCAAGCUCUACCCUCAGUACGGCACCAACACGCAACAGGACUCCAAGCCAGUGGUCUCCUCUCCCACGUACGACUACUACGCAGCCAACAAAGUAACGGGCAUCAACGUCAAGGCGCCCAAGACUCCAGAGGACAACAGUCAGUCUCGCAACGGCUCGAGCAAGGUCGUCCCCAAGACGGAGAACACUUCAUCGUCCACCAGCUGCUGCAGUUUGCCCAACCGCCAAAACACGACGCAAGAACUGCUGGUCCCCAAGUCCGAAGACUCCAGCUCCUGCAGAGUCGGCCAGAACACGUCACCUCCUCCACCGCCACCGCCUAGCGUGCGCCAGACUUCGGCCUACGACUCUUACCUCAACCAGGAUUCGAACUCGUCGUCCAUGUCGUCAAUGGAGGCGAUGGGCUCGAGGACCGGCUCCCUCGGUGCCACGAUACACCAUCCGAGCCAGCAGCAGCAACAGCCUCAGCAACAACAUCCAGUGGCCCACCACGUGCUUCCGAUGCAGCCCGCGGUUGCCUACCCCAUGCCAAUGGUCGAGGACACGAGGAUGAGCCACCAGAUGGCAGCAGCUCAGCGCUCGCCCUACGAGUCCUCGAUGAUGGCUGCGGCCGCUGGAGCGACUAGCGAGGACAUGUACUCGGCUCACCAGCGCUCGGCCGAACACGCGCGAGCAGCAGCGGUCGGCUACAUGCAGCAUCCGGGCGCCACGAACAUCGCCAGGCCGGUGGUCACCUACUCGAACGACAUCACCGCAAGGGGCUACGAUACGACGGGGGCAGCGAAUCACCGACCAUACGACCCUGGCACCGCGUCAGCCUACGACAGGUACGAUAGCCAGGCCUGCGCACCGCUGCAGCCCCAACAACAGCAACAACAGCAACUGCACUCGAGGACGAACAUGUACUACUUGGGACAGACAGGCAUGACGCCAGAGGAACAGGAGAGGGUCUAUCACCAGGAGGCUGCCGCCGCGGCUCAGCAGCACCAGAUGGCCAUGGCCGCGGCUACCGUAGCCGGCAUGAUGAAGACGGAGGACGAUCCAAACCUCUUUUACGUAGACGAUAGCGAUGUCAUUAGCUGUGAAAAGUUAAAGAGAGUCUCGCUUAAAGUGAAAUGCGUGACAGUCGCGCAAGUCCAACAGAUGCAGAAGCCCAGCGGUCCUCCAACCUCGCCCGGUGGAUCCGUCAUGGAUUUGUCAACCUCGAGCGUGACGUCGACCAGUCCACAGGCACCGCCCUACGGAUCGAACAGUCUCAGUCCGCAGUACGGCGGCGGGCAAACUGUCGGCGGUAGCCCUCAAGCUGCAGCCAGUCCGCACCUAACGGCGAGCCCCCAAGUACCCAGUCCCCAAGGCCAGACCCUCGACCUCAGCGUGAACAGACUGCACAGUGGAGCACCGAGUCCGCAGUACUCGACGGCGCACGGCGAAGGAGUGCCCGUACCCGUGGGUCCAGGAUUCACGGCCCCAAGGCCUAUCGAAGAACAGACCGAACCCGUCGAUUUCAGCACCGCCAACGAGCCCGUCAACUUCAGCGGUGGUAUCAGGCCUGUACCAGGAUUCCCACCACCAGGUGUUCACGCCGCAGCUUAUAGUCGUGAAAGUACUCCAGACAGCGGUGGCUCGCACUACAUGGAUGCCUACAGAGAUCCAACCGGUUACGGGCCGAUGAGUCCUCACCCAGGCUAUGGAAUGACGGGCGUUCAGGCCGAGUACCCAGGCAACACGUACACGCCGUACCCGACAGCGGGCUACCAAUGCGGCGGCAGCUAUCCAGGCGGGCCGGUCACCUCGGGCUACCAGAUACCAGCCGGUUACACGCCUGCCCCGUGCUACAGUAUGCCUCCGCCUCAGCACACGAUCGGCCCGCUCGACAAGCCCAACGGCAAGGACGAAAGUCUGUCGGGAUGCCCGCGAGCCGAUCGCUCGCAGAUCCAGGCGCAUUCGCAGGAGCUCAAAUGUCCAACGCCAGGCUGCGACGGUUCGGGCCAUGUCACCGGCAACUACUCGUCCCAUCGGAGCCUCUCCGGAUGUCCUCGGGCCAACAAGCCCAAGAGCAAGCCUCGCGACGGCCAGGAUUCCGAGCCCCUCAGAUGUCCCAUUCCCGGCUGCGACGGAUCGGGACACGCCACCGGCAAGUUCCUCUCGCACCGCAGCGCAUCGGGCUGCCCCAUCGCGAAUCGCAACAAGAUGAGGGUCCUCGAGUCCGGCGGUACGGUCGAGCAGCACAAAGCCGUGGUCGCAGCGGCCACUGCCAUGAAGUUCGAGGGCGUCAAUUGCCCGACGCCCGGCUGCGACGGCAUCGGCCACAUCAACGGCUCCUUCUCCACGCACAGAUCGCUCUCGGGCUGUCCGAUUGCCGGCCACGCGGUCAAGAAGCCCAAAUUCGAGGACAUGUCUGCCAUGUACAGCAAAGGCAUUACAGGGGUAGACACAGCUCCGCCGCCACCGACUGCCGGGGUCCCGACGAGCUCGGGACCCGUGAUCGGACCGCCGCUGAGCAGCAGCAACAAUCCUAGCCAGCAGCAGCCGGUGCCGAACCAGGGCGAAGACCUGUACACACUGGAAGCCGAGAUAACAGAGCUGCAGCGCGAGAACGCGCGCGUCGAGUCCCAGGUUCUGCGUCUGCGCUCCGACAUCACCGCCAUGGAGAACCAGCUCAAGCACGGGGAGAAGGACAACUCCUCACUAUCACAGCGUAAUAACAACCUGAACGAGUACUACCAGUCUCUGCGCGACAACAUGAUCACCCUGCUGGAGCAUGUGCGAAUACCGAAUGCCACGGGUCCGGCUGGUGUCGUCGCUCCCGAGAAGAUGGGCCACGAGAAUUUCGACAGCUAUCUGACCAAGCUGCAGACUCUCUGCACCGCUGACGGCUACUGCACCGCCGACGACGGCCAGCGUCCCAUCUAUGAGACAGUCAAAACCGCCCUGCAGGACUUCACUGUGCUGCCCACACCCAUCUGAGACCAUCCGCAUCAGGGCCUUUACCGGAGAAACGAUUACGCCUAGCCUCUCGCCUACUACAGGCUUUAGAUCGUCCCACGACCGUCGUGCAUAUUAUUCGUCGCAGCUUCCAGAGAAUUCGGAAAAUUGAUUGUACUUUGUGGGUUUUGGAGCAGCAAAAUUCGCUUCUUCUACUUCUUGAGAGAGGCUCAACAAAAUUGCAUUACAUUUUUUACUACUGCGUGCUAUCUUCUUUUUCGUCUCAUUAUUCCUCGAUGACGUGGUUCAAAACCAGGGUACAAAACAUUUUUACGAAUUCUUCGUGUGACGAGAGUAUAGUUUAAGACUUCUGAUUGAAUGUAAUCUACGGUUAUAUCAAUAUUGUUCUUGUGUAUCAUUCUCGUGGGAUGGUUUCGAGCGCUAGCUGCAUUAAUGCAGCCGUAAUCUCUACAAGAGGCUUAUAUACAUGUCAAACGCGAAACAUUGCGCCCGAGUUUCUAGGCAGUCAUUAACGAGAUAUCGCGUGCGCGCGCAUUGCCAGUCGAGCGAAAUGAGAUCGUCGAGCGGACAGAUGUCUUUCACAAGAUAAGGGCUGUAACGUGCGACACACUGUUCUCCGCGUUACAUCAAUCGUUUAAUGCAACGAUGCUACGCAAGUUGGCUAUUUUUACACAGAUCCAUCUAAAGACUUGCGCUUUGAUGAGGCAAAUGCGAAAAAAGCCGACUGCUUUGAUCUCGCGCGCGGACAACGCUUAUACAGAAUUGGCGGAUUGACGUUCGUAUGCUUGGACGGUAAUAGAAUACGAUUUUCAGAUGGCCCUUCUAUUCAAAAUAUAUACGUGAGUGUAUAAGUGUAAAAACAGAUUAAGUAGAAAAAAAGAAACGAGUUCUGCCGAUGAUGGAGAGAACUCUAAUAGGGACUGCCCGUGCUCAAUUUUAACAUUUUCCGAUAGAAAAAUGAAGGUAUAUUAAUUAUUAUGCGACGUCGACGUUCUUUUGUACAUAUAAUCAUAUAACGUCAUGCAUAAGCAAAAGCGAUUUUACGAAGUAUACUUGUACAUAAAACAUAAUCAUAAGCAAGCUAACUGUAAGACAUUUAUAUAUUACUCGAAGAAAAAAAAAGUAAAGAAAAUCAGAAGUAACAAAUAAAACAAACACAGACACACAAGAGAUAACUUGUAGCGGGGCGAGAGAAAAAAACGUUAUACGGUUAUGCGAUAAGACAUGUAAAAAAAUUUAGCUUAGCUGUAUAUCGAUCCUUACUUGCGCUUAGAAUUAAAUAUCGUGUAACUAUGACUAUUAUCGUUCACCCCGUUCACAUUACUGCUGUUUAUCUGUCACAGCUGCUACCUCUACAAGGGUUGGCAUGCUUUAAUUAAUAAUAUUAUUGGGUAUCACCGUAUUAACCAUUUUAACGUCGGAAAAAAGAGAGAAAGAGAAAAGCUACUACUGCGCGACUGUUCAUUGUUGACUUAUCAUCGCACUUCAAGUGAGUUCGUAAACGUGUAUCGUAUACAAUAGCGAUGUCGAUUUUUUCUCGUUUCGACUAAUACGCCAAUGAUUAAUCAAUUACGGUGGGGUGAAUUGAAGAAGCGAACGAGAAAAGACGAAAAAGGAUAAAUGGUGUUUAUAAUUUGUAAAUAAGUAUUUGUAAGAAGAAAGAAUGCGAGCUUCUCUUUGUGAUGUGGCGGGUCGCACCAAUUUUGGCGGAUCGUCGUCAGUCUUAAAGAAUCCAGACUCGAUUCUUUGGUCAUAGUCAGUAUUACGUUGAUGCAGAAAGAUUUCGGUUACACUUUUGAUACUUUUUUGUGGCAAUUGGAAGAUUCGAUAAUGUUUAACAUAAAUGCAUUAUAACGGAGUUAUAAAUUCAGUAAUUCUAGAUACCUGUAUAUUACGCUCAUUACGUAAUUUUUCUCGUUUAAAUUCAGUUGAUAUAUGGCUAAAUAAACGAAUUGAUUAGUUAAGAAGUGUAACCUGUAAUGCGAGUUGAUAUGGAAGGGAUCGGAAAAAGUGCAAUCAAGAAUCAUUCGAUGAAGACGAUACCAGUGAUCUUUUUCGUGUUCUAUAAGAUUUUAUUUGAUAAUUUUUAAAAAUGAUUGCAUAUAACCUUUCAAUUUAUCGUUGAUCGUACAUUUUCUCUUAACCUGAUUACGUACCUAACUUCUUAUAUCAUUUUGUAAAAAAUCAUUUUGUUACGUGCCUUGACAACUUUUUAUUUAAAAUAAUAUUUCUAUUAUAUCUAGUGGUAAAUAUCAUUGGUUUCGUGUUCAAUCUUGAUAUUUCAUCGAAUUAAGAAAACAAGAUUUUAAGUGCAAUAAUCGAAUAAAGUAUGUCAAUUGCAUUGCACUCGAUUUUUCGCGAAGGGUCAGUAUCCCAGUACAGUGAUAUUUAGAAUUUAUUAAACAUUAUAUGCUAUUAAAUUCAUUGUAAUAUCGUUAAUAAGUUAUUUGCGUAUGGUUUAGCAUAAUGCUGCGAUAAUUUGUUCAUUACCAGUGUGACCAGUUGGUGAUUUGCACUAGUCGAUAAUCCUUGUUAUAAAAAAAUGUUAUCUGGGUUAUUUUUUUUUAUUAUGAUUAUUAUUGAUUUGAUUCUUUAUUAAUUUUUCAAUUGUUAUGAAUAAUAUAUACAAUUUUUUACAUAAUGCGAUGAACCAAGUUUGUCGAUGUAUGUGUACGGCUUUGUUAUUUUUAUUUAUCUAAGGUAUUUCAAAUAAUAUUUCGAGUACUCACAGAUUCUACAAUUGUGAAAUACAAAAGUUCUAAGGAAGUAAAUAUUUAAAUUUAAAAUGCCUUAGAUAAAAUAAGUUGAUAUAAGUUUUAAUAAUCAUUCACAUCUCUUGAUCGUUUUAUUCAUCUUGCACUGUAACUUACCUAUGAAUGUUUUUAUGAAAAAAGCGACAAAUGCCUGUCACUGUAUCGUUGUUAAAUCAAUUGAACACAUGAUUUCAUCAUAAAACAAACUAAAAAAUUAACAGUGCGUGUUCUUCUCUUUGAUAAAAAAGAAUCCAACUUUAUGAUCAAUUGUAUGACCGUGCUAAUAAAAUACGCUACGUUAUGACAACUAGUCAGUAUAAAAAAAUGUCUUACGAUUAUUUUUCUAUUCUCUAUCAACAUCAUUAUACUUUAAAUCCAUAUAUCUAUUCUAUUUUCCAAAUUCAGAAUGAUUCAUGAACUUGUCAUGUAUUUAAAUUGUUUCAGAAAAAAAACAUUUAAAUCAUUUUUAUAAAUAAACGUAAACUUUUGAUCGAAUUGAACAAACAGCAGUGACACUGAUUUAUAUAACAACUAAAAAAUUUAGUUUAUUUUCAUUGUUUGCUUUAUAAUUUAUAUCUUGAGAUAUUUCCGUGGCGAUUGAACCACAGUUAACUAGCACGUGUCGCGUGCACUGAUAUUCAUCGAUUUUAUGAGCACAUUUUUGUCCUUGACGCUAAUUGUUGCGUAUAUAUACACACACACAUACACACAUAUAUAUAUAUAUAUAUAUUUAUUUACUUACCUUGUUACUACGCUCUUGUGCGUCUUUCGCACAAAUUUAUGUUCGCUAAGGAGACAGAGCACUGAGAAGCAUAAGGCAACUCGUAAAGAAGGAAUGCAGAAAUGAAAGGGCAGAUUUUCGAUACGAAGUGAGAAACGAACGUUAAUUAUCAAAGUAUACGCGCAAAACAAAACGGAUGUCGGGGAGUUAUACUUAUGUUAAGGACUAUCGAUAUCAGUCGCGUUUAUAGGCAAAUUAAAUAAGGAGUAAAAUGAGAAUUACGAUUUUUACCACUGCUAUGCAAUUAGAACGUGAUAUAAUGUAUAUAAAAGAGGUAGCGGAAUGAAAGAUCAAUUAUUUACGUGAGUGAAGUGUGACACGCAGCAGACACGAGAUGAGAAUAAAGUAAACAAAGUAGAUGCGUGACGGUAUGAAAAGGCGUAAAAGACUUUAUUGUGGAAAUAUACUUUAAUCAGCACCGUGUAAUGAGAGUAAAUGAUAAAAUUUAGAAAAUAGCGACUAGUCAGACGACAUUUACGAUUAAACUUUGAGUUAAGAUGAAUAACGGAAAAAAAUUAUGUAUACACAACAUUUUUCGUUAUUUUGUUCUUCAGCGUUUUUCACGAUUAAAAAGCUCAUAAAUUGCGUCUACAUAUAAAGCGGUUGUUGGCUGGCGCCGCCUUCUCGAGGUCAAAGGUUAUUUCGGCACAGAAAAACAUAUAACAGAAAGUCGAUGAAGUAAAAAAGAAAGACAGCAUCACUGAAGAAAACGAUAAUGGUGUAUACCUGCUUGUUAUCGUUCGUCGGAAUGAAAAAAAAACAUUAUCUGUGUGUGCUCCAUGCGCGAUGAUGGCCAACUGUUGCUGAAUUUGUAACGAUGAGCAUUGCCUGUCGAUACGUCGUUACCUUUUCGUUACUUUUUAUCAUUGACAUGAUUAUAAUUAUUAUCACUAUUGUUGCGGUUGAUAAAGUUCUACGGUACAUAAGUUCAGCAAUAUGCUUUAACUCAUAAGUAUAAAUGUUACUCUGAUUGAAUAAAGCGUAUUUAUCGAUGAAACAAUAA